Molecule: messenger RNA, 2068 nt
Organism: Molossus molossus (Pallas's mastiff bat)
Lineage: Eukaryota; Metazoa; Chordata; Mammalia; Chiroptera; Molossidae
Gene: ADORA3
Product: adenosine A3 receptor
Exons: 2
Coding region: 310-1254 (314 amino acids)
Biological process (GO): G protein-coupled adenosine receptor signaling pathway; chemical synaptic transmission; G protein-coupled receptor signaling pathway, coupled to cyclic nucleotide second messenger
Cellular component (GO): synapse; plasma membrane; dendrite
Molecular function (GO): G protein-coupled serotonin receptor activity; G protein-coupled adenosine receptor activity; neurotransmitter receptor activity
Source: RefSeq, a predicted model, not a curated record
GGAAGGCGGAGUCCUUGAGCGCAUCUGGGGAACUAAGAGCAACAGCUCUUUCAGAUUCAGCCCAUGCAGAACUGUCCUCCAGGCUUUGGGGACCUGGGAAUGUGUGGCCGGCAGCGGGGCUGGAAGUGAUUACCCUGUGAUGGGACCUACGGAGAGGAGGUCCUCGGAGCGAGCGCCCCACCAGAAACGAGAGGAAUGAGCGAGCUGUGAGUUUUACACUGUGGCUGCUGCGCCUGGAUUUCCAGCAAGAGCUGGACUCUGGCCCGCGGAUCUUGUCUGUGCAGCGGGAGGCCCCGCUGGGAAACCGACAUGGCAGACAGCAGCACGGUGCUGCAGUGGGCCUACAUCAUCACGGAGAUUGCCAUCGGGCUCUGCGCCAUAGUGGGCAACGUGCUGGUCAUCUGGGUGGUCAAGCUGAACCCCAGUCUGCAGACCACCACCUUCUAUUUCAUUGUUUCUCUAGCCCUGGCUGAUAUUGCUGUUGGGGUGCUGGUCAUGCCUUUGGCCAUUGUCAUCAGCCUGGGCUUCACAGUCCACUUCUACAGUUGCCUUCUCAUGACAUGCUUGCUGCUGGUAUUCACGCACGCCUCCAUCAUGUUCUUGCUGGCCAUUGCUGUGGACCGAUACCUGCGGGUCAAGCUCACGGUCAGGUAUAGGAGGGUCACCACUCAAAGAAGAAUAUGGUGCGCCCUGGGCCUUUGCUGGUUGCUGUCAUUCCUGGUGGGAUUGACCCCCAUGUUUGGAUGGAACAUGAAAAUGUCCUCAGGGCCCCACAGAAAUGAGACCUUCCUUUCUUGCAAAUUCCUUUCCGUCAUGAAGCUGGACUACAUGGUGUACUUCAGCUUCUUCACUUGGAUUUUCAUCCCCCUGGUUGCCAUGUGCGCCAUCUAUAUUGAUAUCUUUUGUGUCAUCCGGAACAAACUCAAUCAGAACUUUUCAAGCUCCAAAGAGACAGGUUCAUUUUAUGGACGGGAGUUCAAGACAGCCAAGUCCCUGUUUCUAGUUCUUUUUCUGUUUACUCUGUCCUGGCUGCCUUUAUCCAUCAUCAACUGUAUCACCUACUUUAAAGGUGACGUGCCCCAAGUUGUGGUUAACCUGGCCAUCCUGCUGUCCCACGCUAACUCCAUGAUGAACCCUGUCGUCUAUGCUUUUAAAAUAAAAAAGUUCAAGGAAACCUAUUUCUUUAUCUUCAGAACCUAUAUGACCUGCCAGCCCUCUGAUUCCUUGGACCCAAAUAUUGAACAGAUUUCUUAGUAGUUAUCCAUGAAAGACGACUGUCUGUCCCACUGACCUUCAGAUGCAAUAUCAACAUGCACUUCGGGUCCCAUCCACCUGGGCCAUGGUCUUUCACAUCCUUGAUUCCUCCCUCUGGUGUGGGGGGCAUUUGGCCGGCUGUCUCCAAUUGUACCUCUUCUACUACCCUCUUCCUCUGAUUUGAUUUUGUUUCUUGUCCUUCCUCCCUAAUUCAAUUUUCUGGAUGCCUGACUUGAGGACAACGCUCUGUUGUUAAUAUUGCCUGUGCUCCUCCUUCCCAAACAGAAGUCAUGGAAUCUGAAGGAUGCCUCAUGACUUACUGACAAAAGGCCCCAUUCAGGCUGAUCAUGUGUGCGAUGGUGACUCAGUUCCACUCCACGGUGGGACUAAGCAGAGAACCUGCUCUUAGCAGAUGCUUGGGAGACAGUGGAAACUGAAGGACUGAGCUGAGUUUAAGGGGGUACUUAACCUGCUGAAUUCACCUGUAAAUAUAUUGGAGUAAAUAAAAGAUGAGAGCCAACAACUGUGCAGUUCUUUGCUGAGGGUCAGGGUCACUUGGGGCUUGAAGAUCCAGCUAGCUGUUCUCGGCAUUCUGCCCGCCUGCUCCCUGGAGCCACAUGGCAUGUUCAUCUGUGUGAAUUCUGGGCCCCUCAUCCCUUGUCCCAGGACACUCUGCUCCUUUUUCCUGGGCUGAUCAGAGCAUUUGUCAACUUCAUGACCCAUUUAUUGAUUGAUUGAGAAGGAGUGAUUCUCCCUCUAGAGCCGAGUCCUAGUAUUUCCUCUGGUGUGUCACUGUAAGAGGAGAAGUGGGGGU